Messenger RNA from Amblyraja radiata (thorny skate), 2612 nucleotides. It is a transcript of the gene arxa, whose product is annotated as aristaless related homeobox a. The transcript has 5 exons. Bases 238 to 1674 code for a protein of 478 amino acids. Gene Ontology annotation, biological process: regulation of transcription by RNA polymerase II. Gene Ontology annotation, molecular function: RNA polymerase II transcription regulatory region sequence-specific DNA binding; DNA-binding transcription factor activity, RNA polymerase II-specific. The record is from RefSeq and is a predicted model, not a curated record. NCBI's taxonomy places the organism in Eukaryota, Metazoa, Chordata, Chondrichthyes, Rajiformes, Rajidae.
CUGUCCACUCCUGGUCAGAACUCUCGGCAGCCGCUCUGCGCUGCUGAUCCAAGGGGCAAUCGGCCGCUACGACAAGGUUCAGUCCUGCUGAGCUCCAGCUCCGGUUUUCUCCUUCGCCCAAACUUCGAGUUGGAGGAAAGUAAAAAAAAAGUCUCCGCAGACCUCGGCGAGCCAAUCGCAGGGGAUUUAGCACGUGCAUUGGAGAAUGGAGAGGAAGGCAAUUACAGCCCAAUACAAAUGUCAUUAGUAGCUCGAUCAGAUCAAGAGCGAUCACUGUACAAGUGGGAGAACCGCAGCCUGCGGCAAGCCCGGAGCCAGGCUCGAACCAUGACAACUCAGUACAAGGAGGAGAUCUGCGCGAGACCCGAGUGCAAAAGUAAAUCCCCAACUUUGCUUUCUUCUUACUGCAUCGACAGUAUACUGGGCAGGAGAAGCCCCUGCAAGAUUAGGUGUAUCGGAGCACAAGCAUUGCCGCUUGUCACAGCCAGAAAUGACCCGGACCCAGCGAGUGGAGGCUCGCCCAAGGAAAACAUGUCGUUUGAAGCCGAGCUCCAUCUCCCUCCGAAAUUCCGAAGACUAUACGGCCACGGAGGAAAAAUCCUGGACUCCCGAGGAUUUAACGAGAUCGGUAAUGAGAAACUGGAGAGAGAGCGGUCCUCGGAACCAUUCCGAAACACAGACCUGAAGAUUAGCCAGGCUCCACAAGUCAGCAUCAGUCGCAGCAAGUCCUACAAGGUGAACUUCAGUUUGGCCAAAGCUCAAGGGGACAACGCGCCCAACCUGCCCGACUCCCCGUGGUUGGAGUCGGCGGAAGGGGCCGAGGGCGCCGCGAAAGAGGACGCGGUGGAAGGUGACCUGUCCCCGAAGCUAGUGGAGGAAGCUCAGACAGACGUGGACGUGAAGGACUGCGAGGACAGCUUGUGUUUGUCGGCCGGCAGUGACUCUGAGGAAGGAAUGCUAAAGAGAAAGCAGCGGCGGUAUAGGACUACAUUCACCAGCUACCAGCUGGAAGAACUAGAGCGGGCUUUUCAGAAAACGCACUACCCUGAUGUCUUCACCAGGGAGGAACUGGCAAUGCGGCUCGAUUUGACGGAAGCCCGGGUGCAAGUUUGGUUUCAGAACCGCAGAGCCAAAUGGCGAAAGCGAGAGAAAGCCGGAGCGCAGAACCAUCCCGGAGGCCUGCAGUUCCCCAGUCCCCUGGGAGCCGGCCACCCGUUGGGACCUUACCUUGACACCAGUCCCUUCGGACACCACCCGAGCCUCGAGUCCGCCUGGUCAGCCGCCGCUGCUGCAGCCGCCGCCGCCGCCGCCUUCCCCGGCCUCCCACCCCCACCUGGCGCGGCGGCUCUCUCUCCCGGUGGAGCCCCGUUGGGCCUCGGCACCUUCCUGGGAGCGGCGAUGUUCAGGCAUCCUUUCAUCGCCCCGCACUUCGGCAGGCUCUUCUCGACAGUAGGCCCGUUGACAGGUUCCUCUGGCCCCGCACUGCUGAGACAGGCGGCUCCGGGUGUGGAUGGGGCAGUACAAGCCGGCGCCCUGUCCGACCCCGCGGUGGCAGCAGCGGACAGACGAGCGUCCAGUAUCGCAGCACUCAGACUCAAAGCCAAGGAGCAUGCAGCCCAACUCACGCAGCUCAACAUCCUCCCCGCGCCUUCCACCAGCAAGGAAGUGUGCUGAACACCCACCCAACCGCGGAGCUCCACACAGCUUGUUUGUUGACCCAAGACCAAAUUCACAAACUGGACCAUUUAUUCCGCGUUGGAUUGAAUUACCAGACUUGCAUGUUCCUAGAGUCAGUAUCUCUCUCAUCGCAUCAACAGGCCACAUUUAAAAUCAACACACUUUGACAUUCUUCUCGUAAUAUAGAUUUGUGACGUUCCUACCAUUCGUGUACAUCCUCUGGAAGAGGAUCGAGAGGGUGUGGAGUCUAUUUAGGGGUAUAGCUGAUCCUAUCACUCACACUUGCUUUCAAACUGCAGGGGUGGAUGUAAUCGGGCCCGUUUUGCAAAGAGAAAGACAUGUAUUCAGCACACGCGCAUGUAGAUUUGACAAAUGAUAGCUUUCCUGUUUCUAGUCUUGUCGGGGCCGUUGUAAGGGAUGCUGUCCCCGAUUGAGACGUGUUUGACUUUGGGCGGCGGCGGACAUGUGCAGAAACGCUUCGGUUACGCCUGAGAUUUUUUUUUAAAGAAACUAUUAUACGUCAGUGUAGCCAACCAGAGGUUCGCUACUAAACCAAAGGGACAAAAUACUGCCAAUCCGAGUGGACUGCUUAUGUCACUAAACUGUGAUCGAUUUCUGUACAUAAUGGUCGCUCUUCAGAAUUUCCAAGGAAAAUAAUUGUACAUUUUUUUUUAAAAAACGAAAAAUUGCACUCCGUGUGUUGUGAAAGUUUAUUCUCUAGAAUUACCGAGCAGAUCUUAUUACAGUGUUGUGGAUGCAUUAGUUUCCUAGAAUAAUUAUUUAUGGACAAACAUUUUAUUUAACUUAUUAACUAUAGAGGUUUCGAAAUCCUUAUAAAAAAAAAACAAGUGGCUACAUUAAGUGUAUUGUUGUAACUUCUUGCUAUGGGCUAGAAGAGCGGGAACGCUCUGAAAUAAAAUGUUAUGCCUAACAAG